This is a messenger RNA of Triticum dicoccoides, 970 nucleotides long. Its product is annotated as guanosine deaminase-like. The transcript has 5 exons. Gene Ontology annotation, molecular function: zinc ion binding; guanosine deaminase activity. NCBI's taxonomy places the organism in Eukaryota, Viridiplantae, Streptophyta, Magnoliopsida, Poales, Poaceae. Gene Ontology annotation, biological process: purine nucleoside catabolic process. The coding region runs from base 268 to 828 and encodes 186 amino acids. The record is from RefSeq and is a predicted model, not a curated record.
CGCGCCGCCCUCCCGGUCCACCAUCGGCGGGCGUCGGCGCUUGCUUGCCUCCCUCUCUCUAUCCCUAUCCGGUUGCGUCCGGCACUCCGCCAGUGGCCCGGCGCGGCCCUAUUUACACGCCGCGCACGCGUCCACGACGACCCACACACCUCUUUCCUUCCUUCCCAAUUCCUACGGACAGGCAGACGCGCAACAGCCCGACGCGCAUCUCGCUCGGGGAGCUCCGCCGCCGAUCCGCCCGCCCGCUCGCCCCCUCACUCGCCCGCCAUGGAGGAAGCCAAGGUUGUGGAGACCAGGGAUGGAACUAUCGCAGUUGCUUCAGCGUUUCCCGGUCAUCAGGAAGCCGUACAAGAUAGGGAUCACAAGUUCUUGUCGAAAGCUGUAGAAGAGGCGUACAAAGGAGUUGACUGUGGCCAUGGAGGACCGUUUGGCGCGGUCGUCGUCCGCAACGACGAAGUAAUAGUUGGGUGCCAUAACAUGGUUUUGAACAACACCGAUCCAACUGCCCAUGCUGAAGUCACUGCAAUAAGAGAGGCUUGCAAAAAGCUUGGGAAGAUUGAGCUGUCGGACUGCGAAAUGUACGCAUCAUGUGAACCUUGCCCAAUGUGUUUUGGGGCUGUUCAUCUAUCCCGGAUCAAGAGGCUGGUGUACGGAGCCAAGGCGGAAGCUGCUAUUGCCAUUGGAUUCGACGACUUCAUUGCUGAUGCUCUUAGAGGAACUGGGUUCUACCAGAAGGCCAACAUGGAGAUCAAGCGAGCCGAUGGGAAUGGAGCUCUGCUUGCUGAACAAGUCUUUGAGAACACCAAGGAGAAAUUCCGAAUGUACUAAUGUGUAGCAAAGACAUGGUAGAAUUUCACAGCAUGAAAGACCCUGAUGCUCAGAAAAAAUAAUGUAAUUGUCAACAUUCUGUCAUUGGUGAUGGACCACAAACUAUGAAUUUGAAUAUACCAUUUGAUUCUCAUUACGCUUC